Messenger RNA from Drosophila bipectinata, 1224 nucleotides. RefSeq lists its product as uncharacterized. Lineage: Eukaryota; Metazoa; Arthropoda; Insecta; Diptera; Drosophilidae. The record is from RefSeq and is a predicted model, not a curated record.
AUGUUGCCAACUUGGUUGACCGAGGAAUACAUCCAGAGGGCUCUACAAGCCUUUUACAAGGACGAAGAUCUAAAAGUUCUUAAAGUCUCAUCCAAGGCGGCAACGGGAAAAGGUGAAAACUUUGUUGGCGUAAUGACUCGGAUCUGUGUUGACUUUGAACAGAAUGAUGGAUCUGUGCAAAGAAAAUCCUUUAUUAUGAAGAAAAUCUGCGGUACAGACGGCCCAGAGGCGGACAUUUUCCUCGAAUAUGAUGUCUACAAUAAGGAGAUGGACAUGUACGAUAUUGUGCUUCCCAAAAUGGCAGAUAUUUUAAAGAGUGCUGGAUUCACGGAAAAGUUUAUGGCGGAAGCUAUCGUCGUGGAUCGGGAGCGGACUACAAUUAUCCUAGAAGACUUGGCACCUCUUCAUUUUUCAAAUGCCGAUAGGUUGAAUCAAUUGGAUAUCCACCAUACUAAGCUGGUCCUGGACAUGUUGGCUAGAUUCCAUGCCGCUGCCAUUAUUCUCAAUCAAAGGGAACCGCAUCUACUCAGCCAGAAAAGCUUGCCAUAUUUUUUUACACCAGGGAAAAAAGGUUAUAAAGAUUUUUUCGACGGUAUUUUUAAGUCAUUCAUAAGAUACGUGAAAAGAACUCCGGACUUAAAUAGUCUUUAUAGUGCUAAGCUAGAAAAGCUUCGCCCCCAUUUGCUUAAAUAUGCGGCUCAAUCUAUUGAGGUUGGCGAAAAGGACCUUCAGACUCUGGUGCACGGCGACUGUUGGACCACAAAUGUAAUGUUCCAGUUCGACGACAAAGGAAAUCCCACUUCUGUCCUUCCUAUAGACUUUCAGUUCAGCUCGUGGACAUCGCCAGUGGUGGACUUGCACUAUUUGUUUAGUACAUCCCUACAACCCCCUGUAGAGGAACAGGAAGCUGAACUGGUUCAGUAUCACUACUAUGCUCUAAAGAAGACUCUGGAAGCACUGUCCUAUAAAGACAAAUUUCCCAGCCUAUUUGAGUAUCAGCUUCAAUUUGAACUGCGUCGAUUCAUAAGUGUCAUAGUUGCGACUUCGUUCCAGCCCUUUAUGGUGUAUGAGGGAAGUGAGAACCCCACAUUUCCCAACUUGUAUCAGGACACUCCCGAAGGAAUUAGGUUCCAGGAUUCUACGUACGAAAAUGUGGCUGUGCAAAAAAGGAUCGCAAAGUUGUUACCAUUGCUUGAUUCUAAGGGACUUUUAGAGCCUCAUUAA